CGGCAGAAUCUUGGAGGGGCAACAUUUUGUCAAGGAAUUGCGACUAAUAAGCCUGUUAAACUUGUUCAUUUCUCUCAUUCCCAACCGUUUUGACUCUUUAUCAUGUCUUCUCUCAAGGCUGUCAAGUACACUCGGGGCCAACUCCAGGUCCUCGAUCAACUCCGUCUUCCUCACGAAUUUCACUACGACGAUGUCUCCAACAGAACAGAGGCCUUUGACAGCAUCGCAACUAUGCGAGUGCGAGGUGCCCCAGCUAUUGCCAUCGUAGCAGCUCUCGGUCUAGCUGUUGAACUUCACAAUGGAAGCAUCACAGCUUCAAACGCUGAGGAUACUAUCUCUCAAAUUGAGGAAGCUCUCGACUAUCUCAAAGAAAGCCGACCUACAGCUGUCGACUUGACCAACGCUAUUAACCAGCUCAAGUCCACAAUAAGAGCGGUUGGAAGCACUGCUACCAAGGAGCAGGUUAUCACAGCUUUCAUCGAAGAGGCUGAGAAGAUCUUUGAGAAGGAUCUCCAGACCAACCUCUCCAUUGGUGACCAUGGAGCUGAGUGGCUGCGUGCCCAAGCUGGUGCCUCUUCUGACAAGAAGAUCUCGGUCCUCACACACUGCAACACUGGAUCCCUCGCUACAUCUGGCCACGGUACUGCACUGGGAAUAAUUCGCACUCUUCAGUCCAAGGAUCUCCUCCAGCACGCCUUCUGCACAGAGACUCGACCUUACAACCAAGGAAGCAGACUCACUGCCUUUGAACUUGUCUUUGAGAACAUCCCCAGCACACUCAUCACUGAUUCCAUGGCUGCUUCACUCUUCCGCAACCGCAAGCAAGAAAAGAACAUCGCGGCUGUCAUCGUUGGUGCUGACCGUGUCGUUCGCAAUGGUGACACAGCUAACAAGAUUGGUACCUACCAACUCGCUGUUCUUGCCAAGCACCACGGAAUCAAGUUCAUCGUCGCUGCUCCCACGACCAGCAUUGACCUCGAGACUGAGACUGGCGAUGGUAUCAAGAUUGAGGAGAGAAAGAAGGAGGAGCUCACACAGGUCACAGGAGCUGUGAUCAAACCCGAUGGUACCGUCGAUGAGAGCAGCAAGGUCCGCGUUGCUACCGCUGAUCAGCGAAUCAACGUGUGGAACCCUGCCUUCGAUGUCACUCCCGCGGAGCUCAUUGACGCCGUGGUCACAGAGAAAGGCGCCAUUGAGAAGGGACCUGAUGGCAACUUUGACUUUAGCAAGAUCCUGCCUGAGCGCUGGGCCAAAAUCACUGGUGCAUAAGCCAGUUUUACGAUGUCAUAUUUCAUUUAAGCGGGCUAUCAUAUCCAACAUUAGACUAGAGCAGCGGAAAAUUGGGUUUCUAUUUAUUGCUUCAACGCAUGAAGAAUCAGCUUUUGGUAUCCUUCAACGGCAGUUUCAAGAUCAGCAACGGUCAAGUUCUCCCUCGCGCCAUGUGCAACAAGAAUGUUUCCUGGGCCGUACAGGUACCUCGUGUGGUCACCCUUGAGGUUGGGAAUGUCGGUUCCGUAGUUGACGGUGAUUUUCUCAAAGCCUGAGCUUGUUAGCGACGCUCCCACAAGAAUUUGAAAUGGUGUACGUACCAUCGACAUCGCAAUUUGCUUCCACAGGUCCGUACCCGUGGGUGCAGUCGAAGAUGAAAGCAUCCUUGUCGACCUCGUCAAAGAUGGCUUGGAUCUUGUCAUGAACAAUGACAUGUCCAUCAGCCUGCUUUCCGCUCGCAACUCGCACAGCCAGUCCAACCUUGGCCUCCUCGGGAAUGACAUUAGCGGCCACGCCACCGUUGAAUCGACCAAUAUUGACAGUGGUGUUACCAAACAGCUCACUGCUACCAAGGUCGGUGUCGAGCACUUUAGCAAAGGCUCGAAUCAUCAGCUCGUUGGCUGACUUGCCGAGCCAUGGGUAACCACUGUGACCGGGGAAGCCCUUUGUGGUAACGUCGCAGCCCAGCAUGCCCUUGUGUCCGCAAGCAAGCUUAAGCUCUGUAGGCUCGCCAAAGAUGACAGCGUCCAGACUGUAUGGAAGCUCCUUGGUCUCGAUGGCCUCGCUGAAACGGCGCAUGCCAUCACCCUUGACCUCCUCGCCGACAACGAAUAGCAGGACGACCUUAUGGGGAUCGAUCUUUCCGUGCUCGAUAAGGUUCUCAACCGCAGUGAUUUGAGCAGCAACGCUACCCUUGGCGUCCACACUGCCUCGGCCGGUGAUCAUGGUCUCUUUUGUAACCUCACCAUCAUCAAUUCCAUAUGGGAUAUGCGGUGGAACGACGUCAAUGUGGCUGCUCACACAGACCUUGGGAUCGAAAGUCUUCUUUCCAUCUUGUCGCCAAGCCAGCACAUUGAACCUCGGCUUUCCUUCCGGCGUAUUAUCAAAAGGCUCAACUUCCUGACGCGAAGUAGUAUAUCCCUUUUUCUCAAGAUACCCCUCAAGCCAAACUCCCACAUCAUGUUCAGUUCCAGAAACCGAGGACGUCUCAAUAAGAGACUUGUGCAAGCUCAGUAGCUCGGACCGGUACGAGGGCGCAUCGUCGUUGCUAGCAAUGACGUCGGAGGAGGGCUUUUUGUCAUAAUCUCCAAGAACCUGCUGCCAAUCGAAAGCAAUGGCCAGAGAGGCCGAUGCCAGGAAACUGGCGACUGUUGCGAUGCGCAUCGUGGGGAAACAAAACGGAUUUGUUCGUGUAGCUUAAAGUUUUGGGGUGGAGGUUGGGGAAUAAGUCAGAAGGGGAGCUUGGGUUCAAUUGAGCUCGGACAUUGGUGGAGAAGAGCGGAAUGACGCAAGUGGCCGAUGUCGGGUGUUGUCUGGGGUACCUGGAUGGUCUAGUCAGAUAAGAACAGAGAUAGGAUCUUCUUUUGGAGAGGUCAGUGGCAUGAUAUAGUGAUCCGUACCUAGACGGGGAAUGCCUCUAUUUGGAAGGUCUAUAAAUCGAUCGGCGAAUAACAAAACCCGUAUACAAACAGAUGAAAACUGCUGGGUUACCCGGUUACCCCAUACUGAACAAACUGUCACAGGAACAUUGUAGUCUAAUGCUCCUUCGAAUAGGUUUCUAUUCGGAGUUGCUCUACAUAUAAGAUAAUGUCUUAAAUCUCUCAGCUCUAACCAGUCUAUCAGUGUUGCUGGUUCUCUUAUACGAGAAGCUGUAAGAUUACGCCGCGACAUUGGGCCUAACCUACACCUUGGACCAACUAUAUCCGUUUCGAACUUACACGCAAGACUUGUCAUACCAAGUAUGUUCGAUGGCAAAUUAUUAUUGCUAUAGAUUGGUUAUCCCAUCCUUCUUAUAAACUACUCUUGGUCUCUCC
Molecule: messenger RNA, 3302 nt
Organism: Fusarium verticillioides 7600
Lineage: Eukaryota; Fungi; Ascomycota; Sordariomycetes; Hypocreales; Nectriaceae
Product: methylthioribose-1-phosphate isomerase
Exons: 1
Coding region: 103-1269 (388 amino acids)
Molecular function (GO): S-methyl-5-thioribose-1-phosphate isomerase activity
Source: RefSeq, a predicted model, not a curated record